GGGUUCAGCUGUGCUCCAUCUGGCUUGUGCAUUCUCUCUCUGGCCACCUCUGUGUGUGUGUGAGAGAGGAUUAACUCCCCUGAUGCUGGUGAAAGAGAGCUGAGCAAGCCGCAAGCAUGGCUGAAGGCAGGGAGCCCGGCCCAUGAGUGCAGAGCAGACUGGGACGACUGAGACGCCACCGCGCAACUGAACAGAUCGCCAUGGCCAGCUUGAGGCGUGUGCUUCGAAUAACCUCUUCUUUCCAGCCCUCAUCUUCUGGAGGAAGCAUCCGAUUCUUCAGUGCCGUGACAAGCCCGACGGCAGAAAAGGAUGUCCCUUACCAGAAGACCCUGAAAGAAGACAGCCCCCAAGGCAAGGGGCCCACCAAACCGCUGCCCACAUCUGCAGACGUGGUGGUGGUGGGCGGAGGCAGCCUUGGAUGCCAAACUGUCUACCACCUUGCCAAGAUGGGAGUGACUAACGUCGUUCUGCUGGAGAGAGACCGCUUGACCUCAGGGACCACUUGGCACACAGCAGGUCUCUUGUGGCAACUUCGUCCAAGCGAUGUGGAGGUUGAGCUAUUGGCCCAUACCCGUGACGUGGUUAGCCAGGAGCUGGAGCAGGAGACAGGCCUCCACACAGGAUGGAUUCAAAACGGAGGCCUCUUCAUUGCUUCCAACAAGCAAAGACUGGACGAAUACAAGAGGCUUAUGUCGCUAGGUAAAGUCUAUGGUGUUGAAUCGUAUGUCCUGUCGCCGGGGGAAACCAAGGACCUGUAUCCCUUAAUGAAUGUGGAUGACCUCUAUGGUACACUCUAUGUCCCCAAGGAUGGCACCAUGGACCCCGCGGGAACCUGUACAACCCUCGCCAGGGCAGCCAGCACCCGCGGGGCUCUGGUGAUUGAGAACUGCCCUGUGACUGGAAUUGAGGUUAAAACGGAUGACCUGGGUGUCCGAAGAAUAGCCGCUGUGGUGACAAAUCAUGGGACCAUCCAGACACCUUGUGUGGUGAACUGUGCAGGUGUGUGGGCCCAAGCUCUGGGGAAGAUGGCUGGCGUCAACGUGCCUCUGGUGGCAAUGCAUCACGCCUACGUUGUGACGGAGAGGAUCGAAGGGAUUCAGAACAUGCCAAACGUUCGCGAUCACGAUGCAUCGGUUUAUCUGCGUCUCCAAGGCGAUGCCCUUUCUGUGGGCGGAUAUGAGUCAAAUCCAAUCUUCUGGGAGGAGGUAUCCGCCACCUUUUCCUUUGGCCUCUUCGAUCUGGACUGGGAUGUGUUCACACAGCAUAUCGAAGGUGCUGUCAACCGAGUCCCGGUGCUGGAGAAAACGGGGAUUAAAUCCACAGUCUGUGGCCCAGAAUCAUUUACAGCUGACCACAAGCCUCUCAUGGGGGAAGCACCGGAGGUCCGAGGCUUUUUCCUGGGUUGCGGUUUCAACAGUGCUGGGAUGAUGCUCGGAGGGGGCUGUGGAAAGGAGUUGGCCCACUGGGUUAUUCACGGCCGUCCUGAGAAAGACAUGUACGGUUACGACAUCAGGAGGUUUCACCACUCUCUCACCAGUAACAACCUCUGGAUCCGAGAGCGGAGCCAUGAGUCCUACGCCAAGAACUAUUCCCUUGUCUUCCCUUAUGACGAGCCUCUGGCUGGACGCAACAUGAGGAAAGACCCGCUACAUGAGGAGCUUCUACAGCAAGGUUGCGUCUUCCAGGAGAGACAUGGGUGGGAGAGGCCAGGCUGGUUUGAUCCGCGCGGCAAGGCGCCGAUAUUGGAGUAUGACUAUUACGGUGCAUACGGCUCCGUCAAGCCCCACGAGAACUACGCCUACAGCCGGCUGCUCUCGGACGAGUACACCUUUGAUUUCCCACCUCACCACAGAGUUAUCAGGAACGAAUGCUUAACCUGCCGGAAUGCACUGGCCGUGUUCGACAUGUCUUACUUCGGCAAAUUUCACCUUGUCGGCCCCGAGGCCAGGAAAGCAGCCCAGUGGCUGUUUACAGCGGAUGUUCACAAGCCUCCAGGGGCAACCGUUUACACGUGCAUGCUAAAUAAGCAAGGGGGAGUGGAAAGUGACCUGACGGUCAGCGCAAUAGACUCCGGCACCCAGGACUCGGCACUGGCUCCAGUGUUUGAAGGCGAUGGCUACUAUCUCGCUGUCGGAGGAGCUGUGGCCCAGCACAACUGGUCCCACAUCGCCACCGUGCUGCAAGAUCGGCGGUUCCAGUGCCGGCUGAUUGACCAAUCAGAAGAGCUCGGGAUGAUCAGCAUCCAGGGACCCUCCAGCCGCACCGUCCUGCAAAAGGUGCUGGACACCGAUCUGAGCAAUGAGGCCUUCCCAUUCUCCACACACAAGCUGGUGAAAGCGGCCGGCUGCCUGGUCAGGGCCAUGAGGCUGUCGUUCGUAGGGGAGCUGGGCUGGGAGCUUCACGUACCCAAGGAGCACUGCGUGAGGGUCUACCAGUCGGUCAUGAGGGCUGGUGCCCAGCAUGGUGUCGCCAACGCCGGCUACAGGGCCAUUGACUCCCUCAGCAUUGAAAAAGGCUACCGACACUGGCAUGCAGACCUUCGUCCUGACGACACACCCCUAGAAGCUGGCUUGGCCUUCACAUGCAAACUCAAAUCCAAUAUCCCUUUCCUUGGUCGGGAAGCCGUAGAGGCCCAGAAAGCAAGGGGAAUCUUCCGCCGUCUGGUCUGCUUCACCAUUGAUGAGAAAGUGCCAAUGUUUGGCUUGGAGGCCAUCUGGAGGAAUGGAAGCGUUGUGGGGCACAUCCGGAGAGCCGAUUUUGGACACGCUCUCAACAAGACCAUUGCCUAUGGGUACAUCCGGGACCCUGAAGGAGGACCGGUCUCGCUGGACUUUGUGAAAAGUGGGGAAUACACCUUGGAAAGGAUGGGGGUGGCCUAUCCAGCCCAAGCCCAUACCAAAUCGCCUUUCGAUCCAGAGAACAAGAGAGUGAAAGGGAUAUACUGAGACCUCAGGGCAAGAAGCUAGACCACAGGGAAGGAGGGAGUCUGCUAAUCGACAUGGAGGAAGCUCAAGAGGGAAAGAAAGCAAUGAAAGGACCCUGCGGGACCUUAUGUAGAAUCAUGGAGCUGGAAGCGAUCUCUGAGGCCUGCAAAUCUAACCUGAUGCUGGGCAGAUGGUCAUCCAGCCUCCACCAGGGAAGGAGAGCUUAGCACUUACCAUUGUGUGAGGCAGGCUGUUGCAGCGUCCGAAGGCUCUUACAGUCAGGAAAUGCCUCCUGGAGUCCAGCCGAAAUCUGCUUCCUUGUCAUUUCAACCCACGGAUCCUGAUCCUGCAGCUCCAUUCCUCCUCCUAUGGCACAGACCUUCAGACAUCCAGGAUGACUCUCGUAUCUCCUCUCAGCAUUCUCUUCUCCAGCUCCUACAACCGUUCCUCACCAUCGUGGUUGCCCUCCUCUGAAAAUCUUGAAGAUCAGAACAGCCAGGGCUGCAUCAGACUAAGAACCUAAGAACAGCCCUGCAGGAUCAGGCCCAAGGAGGCCCAUCUAGUCCAGCAUCCUGUUUCCCACAGUGGCCCACCAGAUGCCUCUGAGAAGCCCACAGGCAAGAGGUGAGGGCAUGUCCUCUUUCCUGCUCCCCUGCAACAAGUAAGGGUCCUGAUUCCAGCAAUAUCCAAGUCCAGCCAGCUCACAAGCCAAUCCUAACAAUCCAAUGCUAACCGAUGCUCACAAGCCAAUCCUAUCGGUGGUAGUCUCCCCCUGUUGUUUCUUUCCAUCAUCCAGGACUAUACUUCAGAGAUGUGCACAUCGAUUCAGGCCCCCUGAUCAGUUUUUUAAAAGGUGCCAAAAUAGGCUCGAAUCAAUUUGAACUGCAUUUUUGAGUUCGAUUCGAAUUUGAAUCUUAUCUUCAAAAGUUGAAUUGAAUCACAAAAUUUGAUUUGUGCACAUUUCUACUAUACUUCGUACUAUCCCUGAACAUGGAGGCUCAUACCCAAUAGCCUUGUAGUCCUUAGUCUGUCCUUAGAGCUCUCCCCGCUUUGAGAAAGCAAAUUGGUGUGCCACCCCAUUAAAGAAACCAUAGUAUAUGCAUUUAAAUCAGUCAGCUGACUAAAUCUGUAUACAUUUACAUAUGAAUAAAAAUGCUUCUGAAGAAAAUAGAACAGUCCUUUAUUUCGAGAUGAUGAUGCAUGCCGAGGCCACAAACAGUGCAGUUAUAGAAGACGCAUGCCGAACUGAACGCAUUGACCUGAAGAGAGCCAUUCACACGUUAUGUUCCACACUCAGUGUACACAAGUACAGAUCUGUCCACAGGUACAGUCAUUCACAUGAUAUGCUGAACGCAGGUACAGCAUAAUGCUUCCCAUUUAUAUCAUGCAUUCGAAGGGCCUCUAUCCAGGUUCACUUGUUAAAAGAACCCAGGUACAGUCAUUCACACACAAACACACGUAUGGGUGUACAGGUAUCUAUACACUCAUACAGCAUAAUGUCUGAAUCAGCUGAGGCCUCUUCUAAAGUGGAGUCUGCUCUCUAAUUAGGGAUACCUUUUCAAUUGAUAUGAAAUUUUAAUAUUAAUCUUCAAUUUUGGUUUUAAUCUAGCAGGUUCAUGAACUAAACAGGACAGCCGGACCAAAAAAUGUAACAGAAUAACAAACACUAAAAAGGCGUUACACACACACACACACACACACAAAAUAGAAUAAGGAAAUAAAUUAGGAAGCCGCCUUAUACUGAGUCAGACCCUUGGUCUACCUAGCUCAGUACUGUCUACCCAGACUGGCAGCGGCUUCUCCAAGGUUGCAAACAGGAGUGUCUCUCUCAGCCCUAUCUUGGAGAUGCCGCCAGGGAGGGAAUUUGGAGCCUUCGGCACGCAAAACAGAUGCUGUGGCCCAAUCCCCAUAUAAACAAAUAUUGCACCAGCAUCAUAAAAACCAGUUUAUAACUGAGUAAAACUACUAAACAGCAGAAGCAGCUGUGGGUAAGGCGUGCUGAGAUAAGAACAUUGGUGAGCUGUUUAAAAAUGGCCACGGAAGAUUCUACCCAAAGAUCAAGUGGCAGGGAGUCCACAGAUGAGGCCAUCCCGUACGCAGAAGGCCACCUCCCUAGUCUGCAGCUGUGACUUCCAAGCUGUGCUCCAAUAUUAUGGCAUGAACAGAGAUCUCUCCUCUUUGGCUACAGAGCAGCUAACCUUCAUGUCUCCUUGGCAUCUCCCUAAUCAGUGUGGACUGUCUGGUGAGUCACCCAAGGCCUAAGCUCAGAGGUGAGAAGACAGCAGCGUUAGCUAUAGCCUCCAGAAUGACACAGCAGUCGGACGGGGAGGGGUGGGUGGGUCGCAUUCUGGACAUCUUUUUAAAAAAAGAAACUGCAAACAGUCAAGGCUGCCGGGAAAAGGGCUUAUCAGCUCAGAAGGGGCAAGCUGUGGCAGGCGGUGUCCAGAACACAGGAAACGCAGCCUCCUACGGAGUCAAACCCUAGGUGCAUGUAGCUCCGUAUCGUCUACACAGACUGGCAGUGGCUUCUUCAAGGAGGAGGACUCUGACUUUAAGAGGAAGAUUUUAGCAUAGGAAUUUAAUUUCUAACAUCAAAGAACUGGUGCGGGGGGCGGGGCGGACUAGUCUUGGAUUCAGGUCAACGCGGUAUAUAAAAAGCAGCUGUGAGAAACCCCAAAUCAAGGUCAGGACCUUGGCGCUGGAGGGAUUGGAGCCUUUUGGGCCUCCGUGGCCCCAAUCCAUUUCGGGUGCCCAUUCGGCUCCCAUCGGAUUCUAGGAGCCCCAGUCCAGAUUGGGGGUGUUGCCUGAGCAGAGAGUUAAUACCCCCAUCCCCAAUUUGGGUCUCGCCUUCCCCACAGCGGCCACUUUACUUUCUUAAGCAGAGACAGACACAAGGCCAAAGGGUGCAAUCAAUAUUAGCAAUAGCACUUACAUUUAUAUACCGCUCUAUAGCCGGAGCUCUCUAAGCGGUUUACAAUGAUUUAGCAUAUAGCCCCCAACAUUCUGGGUACUCAUUUUACCGACCUCGGAAGGAUGGGAGGCUGAGUCAACCUUGAGCCCCUGGUCAGGAUCGAACUUGCAACCUUCUGGUUACAGGGCGGCAGUUUUACCACUGCGCCACCAGGGGCUCUUGUCUCUAGUUUGGUCCUCGGUCAACUGAGGACCAGCCCCUCAUUUUGCUGCCGCCUUCUCAAGUUUAACAAGUGCCGGCGUUGUGGGAAGGGGGUGCGGGUCAUGCUCACAGUGUGGCGCUGGAUCUGGCAGGCGCUCCGUGAUGGUGGGCAGAGGCUGCUUCUCCCAUUCGCCCUGCGGAGAGAAUGCAGACAUUCCUCAAAGUCGGGGCUCCUCCCAUUGGGGGCUCUAGAAAUGGUUGGACGACACCCCCCAUCGUGCUCAGCCACAAUCACCCAAGCCGACUGCGGCGAGGGAUGAGGAAUGGGGUUGUCCACAGCCCAGAUUUGAGAACCCCUAAUACUUAGGUUCUCAGCCUUUUAACCAUAAACCGGCUGAAUAUUUAGACCAGAUCUUGGUACCAAAAUUUAGGAGAUUUUUGACCCUCGCGCGAUUGAACGUUCUCCCUUCGGCAGUACUUGAUGGUAAAUUCAAACGACAUGAUCAGCACUAUUGCCCCUGUGGCUCAGAGGAUACAGAGUCUAUCUUUAUUACCAGUUUUAUAAGGACCCUCGCACCAAAUUUAUUGCUCCUAUUUUAGCCAUUUAUCCUGGUCACACCGGCCAAUUUUAUUUGGAAAUUAUGCUGGCCAGUUUCAAACCUGUAAUUUCAGAUCAUGUGGCAAAGUUCGGUUUCGUGGCGUCGAAGCUCCAUUUUGACUGUAUUAGUAAUUUGAACCGUUUGUGAUUUUGUAAACUUUGAAAUUGCUUGCAUUUUCUUAUUAAAUGCUAUUCAUCGUU
Hemicordylus capensis (graceful crag lizard) is the source of this 6835-nucleotide messenger RNA. RefSeq names its product sarcosine dehydrogenase (gene SARDH). Gene Ontology annotation, molecular function: protein binding; sarcosine dehydrogenase activity. NCBI's taxonomy places the organism in Eukaryota, Metazoa, Chordata, Lepidosauria, Squamata, Cordylidae. The record is from RefSeq and is a predicted model, not a curated record. The transcript is spliced from 22 exons. The coding region runs from base 201 to 2945 and encodes 914 amino acids. Gene Ontology annotation, cellular component: mitochondrion; cytoplasm; mitochondrial matrix.